Messenger RNA from Pistacia vera, 1092 nucleotides. RefSeq names its product LRR receptor-like serine/threonine-protein kinase GHR1. The record is from RefSeq and is a predicted model, not a curated record. NCBI's taxonomy places the organism in Eukaryota, Viridiplantae, Streptophyta, Magnoliopsida, Sapindales, Anacardiaceae. Gene Ontology annotation, molecular function: protein binding. The transcript has 3 exons. Bases 1 to 1092 code for a protein of 363 amino acids.
AUGUCUUCAACUCUAAUAUCUCUUGUUAUCGACAAUACAGGCCUGCAUGGAAACUUCCCAGAAGACGUUUUCCGCUUUCCAUUCCUCCAAAAGUUCAAUUUAACUAGAAAUGUAUUUCUAACAGGUACUUUACCAAAGUAUAAUUGGAGCUCUUCACUGAGAUUCUUGGAUCUCUCUGAGACAAAUUUCUCAGGAAAGUUACCUGACACAAUCGGCAACCUUAUAUACUUGAAUGUUUUGAAUUUCUCUGGUACAAGUUCCCCUGACACUCUUGGGGACUUGAAUAUGAUAGAUCUUUCUUUCAGCAAAAUCAAAGGGUCGAUUCCAACAUCAUUUUGGAACUGCACGACAAUAACUUCUUUGGAUUUGUCAGGCAACAAGUUUACAGGCGAAGUUGCAACUGGUCAGUUGUCGUCUUCAGCAUUCAACCUCUCACAGCUUUCUGUUUUAGACUUUUCUGGAAAUCAAGUUGAAGGUCAUAUUCCCUUUCAGAUGUUGGCUACAUCCCCUGCGCCAUCUCUCCGGCGCACCUACCAACUGGCCGUCCAAGACGAAAGCCAGAGAUCGGCUUCGUCUGAAACCCAAUCCAGUAUUGAAGCAGCUAACUUCGCUGUCAAUCCCCAAUGGCGGCAGAGUGGCCACUCAGAUAUGAAAACUGGAAAUGACAAGGGAAGGCUAGGGCAAACUGAUGGUGAAAGUCACAAUUUAUAUGGAGGAUUUAACGGCCCAGAUUUGACCUCCUCAUCCUACGGCUCACACUCAACUGGGCUUAGUAAUAAUCGUUCGGGCUCAAACUUGGUUACCAGCCCAAAUUCCAGAAAUAGCCCAAUUUUUGUAGUUGGCCCAAACUUAGGCAAUAACCCAGUCCACUCCACAAAUUUUAAUUCCUCCCAUGGGCCUUUCAAAUCCAACAAAAAUCGUUAUUGCGAUUUUUGCAAGAGGAGAAACCACGCAAGAGACACUUGUUGGAAACUACAUAGCCGUAACCAAACUCAACGGUCUGGAUCUGCCACUGCCAAUCAAGCAAGUCACCCUGUUAAUUAUGAGAGUACCGCUACGGUCCCUAUGUUUAGUCAAGAACAAUAUCGUUAG